UCUCUCCCCCUCUCUCUCUCUCUCUGUCUCUUGCUUGAACGAUAGUAGAUAGAUUUCAAAACUCUCACUCUCUCUCUCUCUCUCUCUCUCUCUCUCGGUCACCGCCGACACAGCGUAACGGUUCGCCGUGGCCUUUCAACGGUGCCGAUUCGUGCUAGCUGGCGGCGGUUCUGACCUUUUCACGCCAUUGUCGAACUGAAGCUCUGCUCUCAUUGCCGUCCAUUUCUGGUCCUCUGUCUUCUUUCUUGCUUCCUCUGGUUUUAGAUUAAGCAUUUGAAGGAGUACAAAGAUGCUCGGAUCCUUUCUUACGAGAGGACUUGUGUUGGUUUUUGGCUAUGCUUAUCCGGCGUAUGAGUGCUACAAGACUGUGGAGAAGAAUAAACCGGAGAUUGAGCAACUCCUCUUUUGGUGCCAGUAUUGGAUUUUGGUCGCUGUCCUGACAGUCUGUGAGAGAGUUGGAGAUGCUUUCAUUUCAUGGGUUCCCAUGUACAGUGAGGCGAAGUUGGCAUUCUUUAUAUACCUCUGGUAUCCUAAAACAAAGGGCACAACGUAUGUGUACGAUUCGUUCUUUAAACCAUAUGUUGCAAAGCACGAGAAUGAAAUUGAUCGUAACUUGUUGGAGCUGAGAACUCGGGCUGGAGAUAUGGCAGUUUUGUACUGGCAAAGAGCUGCCAGCUAUGGUCAGACAAGGAUUUUUGAGAUUGUGCAGUUUGUUGCUGCACAAUCAACGCCUAGACCUCGCCCGGCUCAGCCUCAGCAACAAGCCCCCGGGGCUGGUCAGGCACCUGCUGGAUUAAAUCGCCAACCUUCGCGAAAAGUUCAAGUAGAGAAUGAGGAGCCACCAUCGCCCACGUCGAGUAUAUCAUCGAGCCAAGACCAAAAGGAAGUAACAGAAGUUGCGGGCCCCUCAAAUGUGCCCAAGCCAGCACCUUCGAAGCCUGUGUCUUCAGCGCCAGCUCCAGUCCCUCCAAAGUUGGCCGCUUCAAUGGAAACCUCGGCCCAGUCUGCACCUGCUGAGGCAGAACCUGCAAAGACCGAAGCUGUGCCGCCUGCUGAAGAUGAGAAUCCCGAUCCACCUCCGAAAGAGACAUUCAUGGAGGAUACCCUCCGUCGAACUCGGGGCAGAUUGAGGAAGGCACGGUCAGUUCCGACCCGUAAAGAAACAGAGUCGACGGGGUCCUGAUUCAAGCAUCCAGAAAGUAGGGUGUAGGUGUAAGGGGCACGAGAAUGGAAGAAGUUGGAGUUUGAACUACUGGUGGUUGUAAAUUUGACGUGCGUUAGCUUUCAUUCUUUUAUGUGGCUUUAUUAUUUUCGGGGACGGGUCAGCAGAUAAAGGGAGUGAGACGUGAACUCCAUCUUCGGCCAUGUUUUGUCUACGUAACAACUAUGCAAUUAGAAGUGGGUUAUACCUAACUGUCGCUUCUCGCUUUCCGGUAACGUCUUAUCCGUUUAUGAGGCGGUAGAUCAUCCCGAUAGAGAUGCUGUGCUUGGAUUUGGAAAACAAGCAGGUCGGAUAUCCGACGGUAUAUUUGCUGCCCUUUCCUUCUCCUGGAACGUUGAAUUCAUGAAGUUUUUUUUUUUUUUAUAUGUAAUCUCACAUGCACCGUUGUGUCA
Punica granatum (pomegranate) is the source of this 1614-nucleotide messenger RNA. The record is from RefSeq and is a predicted model, not a curated record. Lineage: Eukaryota; Viridiplantae; Streptophyta; Magnoliopsida; Myrtales; Lythraceae.